This is a messenger RNA of Orcinus orca (killer whale), 1872 nucleotides long. RefSeq names its product ADP ribosylation factor like GTPase 8A (gene ARL8A). The record is from RefSeq and is a predicted model, not a curated record. Gene Ontology annotation, biological process: anterograde axonal transport; protein transport. Bases 302 to 862 code for a protein of 186 amino acids. Gene Ontology annotation, cellular component: lysosomal membrane. Lineage: Eukaryota; Metazoa; Chordata; Mammalia; Artiodactyla; Delphinidae. Gene Ontology annotation, molecular function: GTPase activity; GTP binding. The transcript is spliced from 7 exons.
GCCAGGAGGAGCGCGCCCGCUCGGGGGCGAGCAGGGCCGGCGGCCGCGCGGGCGGAGGAAGAGGACGAGGAGGAGGACGACUGCGAGGAGGACGGCGACCGGGAGGAGAAGGACGCGCGGAGGCCACACCCAUUGGCGCGCCGAUCCAGCAGCGAGUCGUCGGCGGCCGCGCGCUCCAGCCGAGCCUCCGCCCGCACCGAGUCCGGAGCCGGGCCGCACCGGGGAGGGGCCGCUCCGGCCGCAGCGCGAGGGCACGAGGGGCGGCGGGGAGCCGGCACCGGGCGCGGCCGGCGCAGCGACCAUGAUCGCUUUGUUCAACAAGCUGCUGGACUGGUUCAAGGCCCUCUUCUGGAAGGAGGAGAUGGAGCUCACGCUGGUCGGGCUGCAGUACUCGGGCAAGACCACCUUCGUCAACGUGAUCGCGUCGGGACAGUUCAAUGAGGACAUGAUCCCCACCGUGGGCUUCAACAUGCGCAAGAUCACCAAAGGGAACGUGACCAUCAAGCUCUGGGACAUCGGGGGACAGCCCCGCUUCCGCAGCAUGUGGGAGCGCUACUGCCGAGGAGUGAGCGCCAUCGUGUACAUGGUGGAUGCCGCUGACCAAGAGAAGAUUGAGGCCUCCAAGAAUGAACUCCACAACCUACUGGACAAGCCCCAGCUGCAGGGCAUCCCGGUCCUAGUCCUGGGCAACAAGCGAGACCUCCCGGGAGCCUUGGAUGAGAAGGAGCUGAUCGAGAAAAUGAAUCUGUCUGCCAUCCAGGACCGAGAGAUCUGCUGCUACUCCAUCUCCUGCAAAGAAAAGGACAACAUCGACAUCACCCUACAGUGGCUUAUCCAGCACUCAAAGUCACGGAGAAGCUGAGACUGCGGCCCCGCCCCCUCGGACCAGGGACCGCCCUCCGGAUCUGAAGCCGAGCUCCCGCCCCCUACCCCCGUCGCCCCCCAAGCCCACCCCUCCUUACUUGGUGUGGGGAGGGGCCCUCUGGGGGUCCCAGAGUCCUGUUCUGCUGAGGUUUGAACUCCCGAUUUUAUUGUAAAAUAAAUUGCUCCCCUCCGGUCCUCUAACCUCCCCCCUCCCCUCUCCCUUUGUCUCUCCGCCGCCCUGCUUCCCUCCCCCUCUGAAGCCCCGCCCCACAGCCCCGCCUCCUCUCCUGUCCCGCUCCCUGCUUCCCUUUCCCACACUCUUCUGUUAUUGUCCUGUGUGUACAGUAUAUAUAUGUAUAUAUAUUUUAAUUUUUUAAUUUAAGCAAAGACUAAAAUCAACCAUUUGAUGCUGCAGGGGCCAGUCAGGAUCUGGGAGGGGGCGGUCUGGAGAGAAGGAGAAUAGCGGGGUUAGCUGGGGCCGGUUCAGAUCAGGAAAGGUGAGGCUGGCACAGGGGCAGGUACCAGCCCAGGCACGGGUGUCCGUCCCCACGUCCCGUUUGUCUCCACUUCCCAGUCUGGCCUGUCUCCGCAGUGUUUGAAUGUCACAGGCUGACGGGAGCUUCCGGAGACGCCCUUCUCUGCCCCCAGCCUCAGCAUGGCCACCAGGCACAAGCAGGCGCCGGAGACCAGGGGCCGAAGGGGCAGGAGGCCAGCGCCCUAGCAGCCCCUCCCGCCUGUUCCUGGCUCCCAGCUCCGGGCCCUCACCUCCACGGGCCACCUCAUUUUCUGUUCUCGUUUUGCAGAGUUGCACAAGGAGAGAACUCGGCAUGGGGGGUUGGUUCUUUGGGUUUUGUUUUCUGUUUGUUUAAUGAUUUGUAAAGUGAUGUCCCUCUUCCUUUUUUACACUUUUCAGCUCAUAUUUAACCUCUGUUUGGAAAAUGAUUCUUGUAACUGUACAUUUUUUUGCCUCCUAACAACAACAAGAAUAAAUGACAAUUUUGUGUUGGG